AUGAAUCUUGAACCCCCUCCCUCUCCUCCACGGAGUGGCACAUCCACGCCACAAGUCAUGGAAGAGAAAGAACCAGAAAACUACAUGGUGACAUGGGAGGGUCCAGAUGAUCCUGCCAACCCCAAAAACUGGAGUACAAGCAGGAAAUGGACAAUAUCCUUGAUUGUCUCUGCUUUUGCAUUCCUCUCGCCGCUCUCCUCGUCGAUAGCCGCGCCGGCUCUCGACACCAUUGCCGGCGACUUACACAUCCAAUCCUCCUCGGAGAUGAACCUGGUCAUGUCCAUCUUCAUGAUCACCUACGCCGUGGGGCCAUUCGUGCUCUCGCCGUGCUCAGAAGUAUGGGGCCGUCGACGGAUCAUCAGGUUCGGAAACCUCAUCUUCAUCAUCUUCACCACGCUGUGCGGCUUUGCACAGUCAAAGGGACAGAUUAUAGCUUUUCGCUUCAUGUCUGGCCUGGGUGGAAGCGCAACCAUGGGGAUGGGUAGUGGUAUUCUCGCAGAUUGCUGGAGAUCAGAGGAGCGUGGAAAAGGUCUCGCCGUGUACCAGCUGGCGCCCGUAUUGGGUCCCGCAAUUGGACCUAUUGCGGGAGGAUAUCUCCUCGAGUACAGCAAGACCUGGCGAUGGUCAUUCUGGGCCAUUGUGAUUUUCAACCUCGUCACCCAGAUUGUCGCCUUCUUCUUUCUGCACGAGACAUAUGCGCCGCGCAUCCUCGGACUCAAGGCCCGAGCCCUCCGCAAGACGACCGGCAACUCUGCCUACCGGACCGAAUAUGAGAGGGAGGACCGCAAGCUGUCGUUGCUGCUCAGGACGUCCCUGUCGCGGCCGUGGGUCAUGCUCGCCACGCAGCCCAUUAUACAGGCCCUGGCGCUGUACCAGGCAUUCAACUAUGGCAUGAUGUACCUCAUCAUCUCGUCGUUCCCCACGCUCUGGAGAGACGUCUAUGGCAUGUCCAUUAGCACGUCGUCGCUCAACUACAUAUCCCUGGCGCUGGGCUCGCUCAUUGGUGUCGCCAUCUGUGGCCCGCUUACAGACUGGGUCUACAAGAGACAGAAACAAAGUCAUGGAAUCGCAGAGAACGAGCCGGGUGUCCCCGAGUUUCGCAUUCCUCUCAUGAUACCGGCUGCACUCAUCACGCCGUGCGGCAUUGCCAUUUUUGCCUGGACUGCCGAGAAGCAUUGUCACUUUUUGCUUCCGAAUCUCGGCGUCGCCAUCAUGGCAGGUAGCAGCAUGAUCUCCUACCAGUGCAUCAGCGCCUACAUUGCCGACUGCUACAAGCACUACACCGCCUCGGCCUCUGCAGCCUGCUGCUUCCUCCGCUCCAUGGGCGCUUUUGCGUUUCCUCUAUUCGCCCCGUCGCUGUUCAAGUCACUCGGCUAUGGCUGGGGAGGCUCGGUGCUCGUACUAGUGGCCGUCGUCGUCGGUGUGCCUGCGCCUCUGCUCUUUUGGAAGUUUGGAGCAAAGCUGAGACAGACGAGUCGGUUCAGAAGGGGGCGUACAUGA
Molecule: messenger RNA, 1500 nt
Organism: Pestalotiopsis fici W106-1
Lineage: Eukaryota; Fungi; Ascomycota; Sordariomycetes; Amphisphaeriales; Sporocadaceae
Exons: 6
Coding region: 1-1500 (499 amino acids)
Biological process (GO): transmembrane transport
Cellular component (GO): membrane
Molecular function (GO): transmembrane transporter activity
Source: RefSeq, a predicted model, not a curated record